Molecule: messenger RNA, 2907 nt
Organism: Eptesicus fuscus (big brown bat)
Lineage: Eukaryota; Metazoa; Chordata; Mammalia; Chiroptera; Vespertilionidae
Gene: IRAK3
Product: interleukin 1 receptor associated kinase 3
Biological process (GO): intracellular signal transduction; protein phosphorylation; negative regulation of MAP kinase activity
Cellular component (GO): nucleus; cytoplasm; plasma membrane
Molecular function (GO): protein serine/threonine kinase activity; ATP binding; protein binding
Source: RefSeq, a predicted model, not a curated record
AUGACCAGGAACCAGCAGAGGCCUGGUGACCCCAGGGCCGAGCCGGGCGUCCCCGGGGGCCUCGGAGGGGAGCGGCACUUUGCGUCAUGUAGGGCCCGCCCCUAGGACCCGGGUCCGGCGUGUGGUGCCGUCUGGGCCGCCGCCGGGGAACAGGAUUUCCGCGGUUGUGUAACGGCCCCUCGCGGGCGUGCAGAGGCCUGGGCCCCGCAUCCCUCCACCUCCGGGCCCCUGGUCUCCGGCGGCCGAGCCAUGGCCUGGGCGGCGGCGGGGAGCUGCGGGGCCGGCGGCGCGCUCUCGGUGCACACCCAGCUGUUCGACCUGCCGCCCGCGCUGCUGGGCGAGCUGUGUGCCAUCCUGGACAGCUGCGACGGCGCGCUGGGCUGGCGCGGCCUGGCGGAGCGACUUUCAAACACCUGGCUGGACGUUCGUCACAUUGAAAAAUAUGUAGAUCAAGGUAAAAGUGGAACAAGAGAAUUACUUUGGUCCUGGGCACAGAAAAACAAGACAGUUGGCGACCUUUUACAGAUUCUCCAGGAGAUGGGACAUCAUCGAGCUAUCCAUUUGAUUGCAAACCAUGGAGCAGCCUUGAAUCCUCCAGAGCAGAGUCAUCAGGGAGAUGGAUUUCCAGACGUAUUCCCCAAGGAAACAGCCAAUGUCACAGUGGAUAAUGUUCCUAUCCCUGAACAUAAUAAAAAAGGCAUAGUGCUUAACUCUUCUAUCAGCUUUCAAAACAUCCUAGAAGGAACCAACAACUUCCACAAAGGUUUCCUCAUCGGAGAAGGGGAGAUUUUCGAGGUAUACAGAGCGGAGAUCCAAAACCAGACCUAUGCCAUUAAGUUGUUUAAACAGGAGAAAACAAUGCAAUGCAAGAAACAAUGGAAGAGGUUUUUAUCUGAGCUUGAAGUUUUACUACUAUUUCAUCAUCCAAACAUACUGGAGUUGGCCGCGUAUUUUACAGAGAGUGAGAAGUUCUGCCUGGUUUAUCCAUACAUGAGAAACGGAUCACUUUUUGACAGAUUACAGUGCGUAGGGAACACAGCCCCACUCUCUUGGCACAUUCGAAUCAGUGUAUUAAUCGGAACAGCCAAAGCCAUUCAGUACCUGCACAACACGGUCCCAUGCUCGGUCAUCUGUGGCAGUAUUUCAAGUGCCAACAUACUUUUGGAUGAUCAGUUUCAACCCAAACUCACUGAUUUCGCCAUGGCACACUUCCGACCCCACCUGGAGCCUCAGAGCGCCACCAUAAGCAUGAGCAGUGGCAGCAGUAACCAUCUGUGGUACAUGCCGGAAGAGUACAUCAGGCAGGGCAAGCUGUCCACUAAAACAGAUGUCUACAGCUUUGGCAUCGUGAUAAUGGAAGUUCUGACCGGUUGUAAAGUGGUGUUGGAUGACCCAAAGCACAUUCAGCUGAGGGAUCUCCUGAUGGAAUUGAUGGAGAAGAGAGGCCUCGAUUCGUGUGUCUCAUUUCUAGAUAAGAAAGUGUUUCCCUGCCCUCGGAAUUUUUCUGCCAAGCUCUUCUCUUUGGCGGGCCAGUGUGCUGCAACACGGGCAAAAUUAAGACCAUCAAUGGAUGAAGUCCUACCUACUCUCGAAAGCACUCAAGCCAGCUUAUACUUUGCUGAAGAUCCUCCCACCUCACUCAGGUCUUUCAGAUGUCCUUCUCCUCUGUUCUUGGAUAACGUGCCAAGUAUUCCAGUGGAAGAUGAUGAAAGACAGAACAGACAGCCUCUGCUUCAUGAUAAACAUUUGAGAAAAGAGAGAAUGGCUCAGAAAAUCCCUUUUGAAUGCAGCCAGUCUGAGGUUACUUAUCUGGGCUUUGACGGGAAGACGGGGAGUAAGAGAAAUGAGGACGCUUGCAAACUGCCCAGUUCUCCUCGUGAAGAAUGUUGGCCUCCAAAGCACGCGGCACCAGCCUGGGAUUCAGGGGCUUCCGGUGUAGAUGCGGACCCUUCUGCAGAAGCUGCAGGCCACUCUCACAGGAGCAGGCCUGUGGAGACCAGCUGUUCCAGUGAAUUUGUCUGGUAUGAAUGUAAGCAGGACAAAAAGGAAUCCAUUUUACCAGAAGAUAAAGAAGAUGGCAAGUAUUAUCCAGGCACUUGAGUACAGGUGCCAUCUUGGGAAGACAUUGCCUUCGUAAGUAAUGCCCUGAGGAUGAUCCAUGUGACCUUGGCAAUGAGGAUCAACAAUCUGGACGAUCCCAUUCUUUGCUCUCCAACUUGCAAAACAGGGGGCCUUAAAUGUGUGUUUUAUCGGGUAAUCACCUCAGAUCAAACCUAGGCUAAAUGAGAGCCAUUCGUGAUUACUCAAGAUCAUGGGCUCUGACUUUGGACAAACAAAGCAAUCAAAACCUCCCCAAACGAGACUGGAUUCUAAUGUCCUUCACGGCAUUUAUCUGAGCCCUCAGAGCCUCAUUCUGCUAUGUGUGUUCAGUUGGAUUCCAUUGUUGGGUGUAGCUUGCCUGUGAAGUCGUAGGAAAUGUCUAGUUUAUAAAUAUUAAUAGUUGCCCUUUAAAGAAUUGCCUUUCCAUGUAUAUUGAUUGACCCGUGGCAGUUCCCUGUUCAUCUCUAUCAAGCUUGCCUGUGUGCAGAUGAGCCAGGCUCACCCUCGGCUAUGACAUGGUCUCUGCAGAGAGCGGAUUCUUGCACAAGAUCUGUAGGCUGUAUUUAAACUCUUAGGAUAACUUAUCACAUAGAAUACAAUUGUUGACUGUUAUUACUGGUACACGUUCUUUUUUUUUACAAACUUAGGUACCUAUUAUAUCCUAAGUAGGAUGUAUGAAAUUUAAAUCAAGUCAUUUCUGUUUCUGAGAAAAUGGCUGGUCAGAAGAGCCUAGGUCUGCUUUUUGAUUCUGUACCUUCCAGCUCGAUGCUUUUGCUCCUGCUGUGUCCUGUAUCUCUCCCUCUUACA